CGGCACUGCGAGGUGAAGGCAGCGGAUCUCAACGCCAGCGGCGUGAACACGGCCGCUGACGCGACGGAUAACACGACGGAGGAGUCGGGAAACGGCUCGCGAGCAUAAGGGCCCUGGCCUUACUGCUCGCAGGCACAGGACCGGGUAAGACGGCGAGGAAGCCGUUGGUGGAACGGCAAGGACGGCGGCGAGAUGGCGGUCGAGACGAAGGCCGUGGUCGAGGACGCGGACGACCCCGAAGACAGCGAGGACGUCGAGGACAACGAGGGCGCUUCGAGUCUGGUGAUGUCGCGGCGGAGAAUGGCGCGCCGGAGCGCGGCGGAGAGACCGACGGUACGAGCGGAACUGGGGAUGGCGCGAGAAGCGCUGGACUCAGCGAAGAACGGAAUAAGCGGCUUACGACCGGGGAUGACGCCGAACGGCAAGUGGCGGUGGCCUCCCAGCCCAACGCCAAGGACAGCAAUAGCGGAGCGUCGACGAAAAAGCGCGUGCAGUUCGCGGACAACGCGGACGGCGUCGACGAGAAGCCGUCGGCGAAGGACGCGAUGAGCACCAGGGAGGCGACAGGCAGCUGCGCCGCGGUGGCGGACCACGGCGGUGGGGCUGGGAACGCGAUGGUGGUCCAGCGCGCGGAAGGGAAGCGCGUGGUGAUCGACUACGGCAAGUUGAGGACGACGGACGGCGGUCGGAUCGACGGCAGGCCGGACGAGGAAGAACUACGGAGGAAGGUGGACGCGCAGCUGGCAGCAGCGCUGGCGGCGACCGAGCAGUCAGUAGAUCGGUCGACGCGGGCGGCUAUGAGUACGAAGGGCUCGAAGGACCACGCGGACGAGAUGAGUGCGGGAGGCACGAGCAGGGGAGACACCAGCAGCGCGACGGACGACACGCUGAAGGCGGAGCUGCGCGUGCGUGACAAGGAACAAGGGCUAGUAUUGCUGGUGAAGGCCCGGCAGCAAGCGCGUGACGAGGCGACGAAGCAGGAGAUGGAGCGGCAGCUCCACAAGCGACGAAAGCGGCUCGAUCACACCAAGGCGCGUCGAGAGCGGCGUGCUGAGCGUGAACGGAUGGCGGCUGGUGCAGACAGAGCUACUGGGGUUCAUGCUGGUGAAGAAGCCGAUGGUGACAAGGGAGGCGCUGCGCGACGAAGUGGUGAAGGGCAAGACGAGCACGUGCGCGUCGGAGAAGCUGUCGGUGGUGACGAAGACGCAGAGGGUCGCGACGACCAAGGUGCGGCGGCGGAUAUGCUGCGCGGACGAGGACGAGCACAAUGGCAGCCGCCAAUGCCGGAGCUCCUGCAAGUGGAGACCGCUGGCUACAUUGUUGAACGAGCACGCCGGCGAGUGCGCAACCGCGCAGGACGCUACGUGCGUGAGCACCAAGUGGAGUACAGCACUGGGCCAGGACGACCAGCGGGACGGCGAUGGCUCACGGAAGCAGAGUUCGAGCAGCUCGAAGAUGCUGCCAAGGUCGAGGACGACCUUGGAGCCGGGGAUGGCGUGUAGUUGGAUGGCCUGUCACGUGACGAAGGGCCACGAACAGGCAGCGCC
Molecule: messenger RNA, 1547 nt
Organism: Phytophthora sojae
Lineage: Eukaryota; Oomycota; Peronosporomycetes; Peronosporales; Peronosporaceae
Exons: 1
Coding region: 546-1502 (318 amino acids)
Source: RefSeq, a predicted model, not a curated record